Molecule: messenger RNA, 1694 nt
Organism: Ziziphus jujuba (common jujube)
Lineage: Eukaryota; Viridiplantae; Streptophyta; Magnoliopsida; Rosales; Rhamnaceae
Product: esterase
Exons: 5
Coding region: 222-1391 (389 amino acids)
Molecular function (GO): hydrolase activity, acting on ester bonds
Source: RefSeq, a predicted model, not a curated record
UCUUCAAUUUUUUUAUUUAUUUGUUUUUGUCAAAUCAUUAUUUCCAAGAUAAGGUACGAAAUAUAUAUCCAAGAGUUUAUAUAAGUCCAUCUGGAUCUACAAUAUAAACCCAACUCCUUCCUCUUUAUAUAAAUCAAAGCUCUCAAUCGUUAAUUUCCUAUCUCUCUUAUUCAUUUGGGCAUAUUUGUAUAUUCAUCAAUUUUUGUUGUUUCUUCCAAAUUAUGGAGAAUUUUGUGAAGCUUGGUCUUUCAAUCUGUUUUUCAUGGAUGCUUCUGUCUUCUUCUUCUGUUAGCAUGGCUUUGGAUGAUUGUCAUUUUCCGGCGAUCUUCAACUUCGGAGACUCGAAUUCCGACACAGGUGGUCUUGCUGCUGCUUUUCCACAUGCUGUCUCACCGCCUUAUGGAGAAACCUUUUUUCAUGACACUGUUGGAAGAUAUUCUGAUGGCCGUGUUAUACUCGAUUUUAUAGCGAACAGUUUUGAUCUCCCAUUUCUGGGUGCAUACCUAGAUUCCCUGGGGAACAACUUCAAGCACGGUGCAAAUUUUGCCACAUCAGCAUCUACCAUUAGAUUGCCAAAAAUUGUUCUUCCAGAUAAUGGAGGAUAUAGUCCCUUUUUCUUGGACUUCCAAACAGGCCAUUUCCAAAUACUAAAAGCCACAUCAGAAACCCAAAAGCAUGGAGUAGGGACAGUAAAUUCUGAUUCUAUACCCGAUAUGAACUCUUACAGUAAAGCAUUGUACACGUUCGAUAUUGGGCAGAAUGAUCUUAGUCAGGGUUUGUGGGGUUUGAAUGGUAAUCUCACCAUUGACGAAGUUAAAAAUACAACUAUUCCUGAUAUGAUCGACGGUUUCGUAUAUAAUUUUAAGAAUAUAUACUAUUCAUCAGGAGGAAAAGCAUUUUGGAUACACAACACAGGCCCAAUAGGCUGUCUACCAUACUGUUUGAUCCGAUUCCCAUCGGCAGAAAAAGAUAAGGCCGGUUGUGCAAAGGAUUACAAUGAAGUAGCUCAGUACUACAACUCCAAAUUGAAAGAGGCUGUUGUUCAACUCAGAAACGAUCUUCCUUUGGCUGCAAUCACAUAUGUUGACGUAUAUUCUGCUAAAUACGCCUUGUUUGCAGAACCCGAGAAAUAUGGAUUGGAGAAGCCAUUGAUUGCAUGUUGUGGGUAUGGAGGAGACUACAAUUAUAACAUGGAUAGAGGGUGUGGAGGAAUGAUCGACGUGAAUGGAAGCCAAAUAUUAGUGGGUUCAUGCCAAAAACCCUGGCUUAGAGUGAAUUGGGAUGGGAUUCAUUACACUGAGGCUGCUAAUAAAGUGGUGUUUGACAAAAUUUCAAGUGGAGCUUAUUCCGAUCCACCUAUUCCUCUCAAACAUGCUUGCCAUAGAGUUUGAUUUCAUCAAAAUAAUUCAGUCAAUUUUUUAACUCUUUAUUCUUUGGUAGGAAAUUUGAUUGCAAUAAGAAUAUAAUAUUUAUAUGGUUAAUGAUGUAUUUAUGGCUGGCACUUUGUAACUUCUAUAUUGUUCUUUACGUUUGAUAUGUUGCUUGGUAGUUCAAGUUUUAUCCCAAGGCAAUACACAAUCAACCAUGCACAUUUUUGGUGUAGUGGCAUACAUAUUCUCUGUUUAUUACUGCAGUGAAAGGACUGUUUACUUAAUACACAAUCAACCCAGAAAUAAUUUUUAAUGGUUGUCUAA